UCUCGUUUUUAGUCUACACUGAAAGCCCCACAGCAACGGACGUGAAAUCGUGUAUUUUUGUGGGCUGUGUAUUGUCGUCGAGCGUCGGUAAAACUGAACGUAAAGCGAGACAACUGAACGAAAGAGCCAAUUUGAACAUCUAGUGAAUUGGAAAAGCCAAAACAAACCGAAUAAAAACAUCUUUAGGGUUCUUAAGGCAUAAAUAAAAUUAAAAAAAUAAAACAAUAAACAAUUGAUAUAUGAAACAACACUAUAACGCAUUAUAACACCAAAUAACCAAAUUCCCAGGCGAUGUUGAGUUAUUAAACCAGUUGACCUGACAACAUGGUGAAGAUCGAGGAAGGUUUGCCGUCCAGCGAGAUCAGUGCCCAUAGUCACCACUUUCAGCACCACCACCACCCACUGCCGCCCACCACCCACCAUCACCCGCUCCAAAGUAGCCAUCCCGUCGGCCUGAAUCUCACCAAUCUGAUGAAAAUGGCCAGGACACCCCACUUGAAGUCCAGUUUCUCCAUAAAUGCCAUACUACCCGAGACUCUGGAGCAUCACGACGAGGACGAGGAAGAGGAAGUGGAGAAGAAGUCCCCGGCGAAGUUUCCACCCAAUCAUAAUAACAACAACCUAAACGCCACGAACUGGGGAUCUUCUGAGGAUCAGGAGGCGGAAAGCGAUCCCGAGUCGGACCUGGAUGUGACCUCCAUGUCACCGGCUCCCGUUCUAAACACCAACGAAAGCGAUCAGGAGGAAGUGGAUGAGGAGUUUGUGGAGGAGGAUGUGGAGUGUGAUGGAGAGACCACCGAUGGCGAUGCGGAGAACAAGUCCACGGAUGGCAAGCCGGUCAAGGAUAAGAAGGGCAACGAGAAGCCGCCCUAUAGCUACAAUGCGCUGAUCAUGAUGGCCAUUCGGCAGAGCCAGGAGAAGCGUCUCACCCUGAACGGCAUCUACGAGUACAUCAUGACCAAUCAUCCUUACUACCGGGACAACAAGCAGGGCUGGCAGAACUCUAUAAGGCACAAUUUAAGUCUAAAUAAGUGCUUUGUGAAGGUCCCUCGGCACUAUGAUGAUCCCGGAAAGGGGAACUACUGGAUGUUGGAUCCCUCGGCGGAGGAUGUUUUCAUUGGCGGAUCAACGGGAAAGCUGAGGAGAAGGACAACGGCUGCCUCCCGCUCUAGGCUGGCGGCCUUUAAGAGGUCCCUGAUAGGACCCAUGUUCCCGGGACUGGCUGCCUAUCCCCAGUUUGGCCAAUUUCUCACCUACCCCCCGACGGCGCCCAGUUUGCUGGCCAGCAUGUAUCAGCGCUACAAUCCCUUUGCGCCAAAAAGUGGACCGGGACAUCCGGGGAUGCCAACGGGCUUGCCGGGACUGCCUCCUGGUCCACAAGGACCUCCUGGACCCCCGGGACCUCCGCCCUUUGUUGCCCCACCACCCACGAGCAGCGAACUCUACCAGCGAUUGCAGUACCAACAGCUGUUGCAUCAACAUGCCGCAGCCGCCGCCUUGGCGGCUCAUCAAAGGCAACUUUCGGUGGUGGCGGCCUCGCAGGCGGCACAACAACCACCGCCCCAACACCACGCCCACUUGGGGGUGGUGGGUCAGGGACCGCCCCUCUCGCCAGGCGGGGACUCCCCGGGACCCUCGCCACAGCCACUCAUGAAGCCCGUCACCGUUGUCUCCCGCAACAGCUGAAGAUUCCGUGGAGGAGAUUCCUCCGAUUCUUUGGCCAGUGGAGCAGCUUCUGUAGCUCAUAAGUAUUCCUUGUACAUAGAUAUAGCCGCGACUGAGGCGCUAGACGCUUGUAAAUAGAUGAGAAAUGGGGGGAAAUAAGAAAAUCAAAGCAGGAGCUAGAGAAGAAACCAUAUUCGGUUAACCGAAUGUAAUGGAAACCUUUGCAGACUUGGGAAAGAAAUAAAAAAGGUUAAAUUUUAAAACGCUUUUAUAAAGAGAAAUUUUAAAUUAAAACUGAAAUUUAUUAAAGAAUGUUUGCUUAUUAGUUCAAGGCACAACAACCAAAUUCAAUAAAACAGUAUUUUCCGUUCUAAACAAAUUAACGUAUGUCAUCCACCAGAAAAGCCAUAAAAAGUCUAUCUAUAGCACUUUGAAAAUGUAGUGAAAAUACUUUUAUGUGGUUCCAACUCAGACCCCUUAAAAACACGAUAGCAAUAUCUCUGCAAAGGCUUUUCCAAACGAGUGUUUCAGAGUUGGUAACUUGUUGUCACAUAUCUACGGUAUAUGUAUGUAAUUUGAUUAACGAUACUUAAGCGCUACAGGCAAAGAACUAAGCACUAUUUAAUUUAUAUAUUAUUGUAUAUUUAGACACCGAACGAAGCGAGCGAAAACGGAAACCAAUUAAAAUUCUAUUGAAAUAAAAAUUGAAAAACAAAAUAAAAAAGUAGAAAAUUAAUGGUAUCUGCGGGGGAGCUUGGGACUCGUUAGUGACAACGGGUGUUAAAUUGAACUGCAGUGGCCGCUAAAUGAAUCUGUUGUCGCGACAAACUUGUCGGCAAUCGGACAAUCCGACAAACAGGAAGUCCUUAAUAACCGGCAGGCAUACUCAAAUGCAUGGUAUAUGUACAUAUACUUGCGGGCUUGUAGUAAAAGUAGCGCUAAGAGCCCCUGAGAACUGUCAAAUCAAAUCAAAUUUUGGCGCAUGUCCCACACACAUGUUUUGUGUAUAUUAAUAUAAAUUGUGAAUCUUCGGUAAACAGUUAAAAAUAAUACAUUGUGAACUUGUUAAGUACGAACCACUGGUUUUUUUAUGUUUUUCAUUUU
Molecule: messenger RNA, 2769 nt
Organism: Drosophila suzukii
Lineage: Eukaryota; Metazoa; Arthropoda; Insecta; Diptera; Drosophilidae
Gene: slp2
Product: sloppy paired 2
Biological process (GO): regulation of transcription by RNA polymerase II
Cellular component (GO): nucleus
Molecular function (GO): sequence-specific double-stranded DNA binding; DNA-binding transcription factor activity
Source: RefSeq, a predicted model, not a curated record